AUGGCGACCUCCGGGAGAGAUCCCCAGUGGCUGAUGCCUCCCUCUCUCCAGGGAGGCUUAGGUGGUUCACGAACUGAAGCCCAGUCGAUACUGUUGCGCUCAGAAAAAGACCGUCAGUCUUGCUGGUCUUUUAUCCCCAUGGGGCAGAGACCGAAAGGUACUAUCCGCAAAGCCUCCUCCUACCUGCUUCGGCAGCUCGUUCGCCGCUACCAGGAGUCGGACGCGGACAGAGAGGAGGACGAGGACGAAGGCGAGGGCGAGGGCGAGAGAGAAGUGGAGUCCGAGGAGUUCUCAGAAUCAGAAAUGCUGAAUUUGCAGGAGGAAUUUGACGGAGUCCUGAGAGAGGAGGUCGUGGCUGAGGCACUUCACCAACUGGGUCGCUCAGGCCCUGGGACUGAGCAAGUCUACCUCAGUCUAACUUUAUCAGGUUGUGAUUUAAUUGACGUUAGCAUUCUCUGUGGAUAUGUUCACCUACAGAAAUUGGAUCUUUCAGUAAAUAAAAUUGGAGAUUUAUCUUGUGUGAGUUGUAUGCCUUAUCUUCUGGAACUUAAUGCUUCUCAAAAUAAACUGACUACAUUCUUCGAUUUCAAGCCACCCAAAAAUCUCAAGAAGGUGGAUUUUUCCUGCAACCAAAUUUCUGAAAUGUGUGAUUUGUCGGCAUACCAGGCUCUCACUAAACUAAUUUUGGACAGCAAUGAGAUAGAAGAAAUCAGUGGACUCGAGCUGUGCAGCAAUCUAACUCAUCUUAGCCUGGCCAAAAACAAGAUCACAACAGUUAAUGGCUUAGGCAUGUUACCAAUCAAAAUACUUUGUCUGAGCAAUAACCAGAUUGAGAAGAUCACAGGUUUGGAGGACCUAAAAGCGCUACAGAUCGUGGAUCUGUCCCACAAUCAGAUCAGGAGCCUCCAAGGCUUAGAGAAUCAUGACUUCUUGGAAGUGAUCAACCUAGAAGAUAAUAAGAUUGCUGAGCUGGGUGAAAUAGAAUACAUUGAAAAUCUACCUCUCCUUCGAGUUCUCAAUCUUUUAAGAAAUCCAAUUCAGGAAAAAUCUGAAUAUUGGUUCUUCGUAAUUUUUAUGCUACUACGAUUAACAGAAUUAGAUCAGAAGAAGAUUCAAGUGGAAGAAAAGGUUGCGGCAGUGAAUAAAUAUGACCCUCCGCCGGAAGUGGUCGCAGCCCAAGAUCACCUGACGCAUGUUGUCAACAGCGUGAUGCAGCCACAGAGGAUCUUUGACAGCACUCUUCCUAGUCUGGAUGCCCCUUACCCCAUGUUGAUAUUAGCUGGUCCUCAGGCUUGUGGGAAACGAGAACUCGCUCACCGCCUCUGCAGACAGUUUAACAGUUACUUCAGAUACGGGGCCUGUCACACCACAAGACCGCCUUACUUUGGAGAAGGGGAUCGAGUUGAUUAUCAUUUUAUUUCUCAAGAAGUUUUUGAUGAAAUGCUGAACAUGGGGAAAUUCAUUCUGACAUUUAAUUAUGGCAAUCACAAUUACGGAUUAAGUAGGGACACCGUAGAAGGUAUCGCAAGAGAUGGUUUAGCAAGCUGUAUUCAUAUGGAAAUAGAAGGUGUGAGAAGUUUGAAAUGUUCCUCUUUUGAGCCUCGCUAUAUCCUAGUGGUACCCAUGAACAAGAAAAAAUAUGAGGGAUACUUGCGGAGAAAAGGAUUAUUUAGUCGUGUAGAGAUUGAAUUUGCUGUCUCCAGAGUGGACCUUUAUGUUAAAGUUAAUCAGAAAUUUCCAGGAUAUUUUGAUGCAGUAAUCAAUGCAGAUGAUCUGGAUGUGGCCUACCAAACACUGAGUCAGCUCGUUAGAGAAUACCUUGGAUUGUCUGAGGAAGCUGCCAAGGGUUUGGCUCCAACUGCAGAUAUUAAGACACCUGAGCUGAAAUUUGGAAAGUCUCCUACGAAGCUUAGUACUUCGCAUUCGUAUGAUUUCCUGGAUUCUACAGACAGAAACUACUUUGUGGAAUUAUGGGCCAAACUUUCAGCCAAAAAAACACCAGUGGAAAGAGAGUCUAUGGUGAGACAGUAUGAGACAGCCCGCAAGGCCCUAAUGGGAAAGACACCUCCUCAUCACACACUCCUAUUUCAAAGGGGUUCAGUACGAGCACCUAUCAUCAAUGGUCUACAUUAUUUUACAGCUUUAGAACUACAGGAAAGUUUUGACCUAUGUGAAGAUAAUUUUAAACCUGCUUUUGGACCAUAUUGUGAAAAGGGCGGCAUGGAUUUCUCCGGAAAGUAUUCUGCGUUACCUCAGUCUUGUCCAUGGUCAAGAGAAUUGCCUUUUCAGCCUCCAGAGGGCGGCAUUUAUUCACACUCAGGAUCGAGAAUAAGUGAUGUUGAGGCAGAUCAGGAUCUAAAAGCACCAAGUAAACAUUCAUUUCCAUGUGGAAAAUGGCCUCUCCAACACAGAAGACACGGGAUCUCAGUCAUCAGUUGCCCAGGUUCCAACACCAAACCCACCCUCCCUCCAAUCCCUCAGGGCCACAAGUAGACCAGUGCUUGA
Molecule: messenger RNA, 2505 nt
Organism: Ceratotherium simum simum (southern white rhinoceros)
Lineage: Eukaryota; Metazoa; Chordata; Mammalia; Perissodactyla; Rhinocerotidae
Gene: LRGUK
Product: leucine rich repeats and guanylate kinase domain containing
Cellular component (GO): cytosol
Molecular function (GO): GMP kinase activity; protein binding
Source: RefSeq, a predicted model, not a curated record